Molecule: messenger RNA, 2156 nt
Organism: Klebsormidium nitens
Lineage: Eukaryota; Viridiplantae; Streptophyta; Klebsormidiophyceae; Klebsormidiales; Klebsormidiaceae
Source: the annotation of a GenBank genome assembly
GCUCAAUCUGUCCACAGCUGCAGCCUUGAAAAGUGGGGCGAUCGCAAGCUUCUUCCAACCUUGGCUUCUGUCCUUUAGGAUACAGGUUCUCCUACUUAGCAGAGCAUCUGCAGUUGCUGCAAUUUUCAUAAGCUUAGCUCUUGAAUACAAGUUCAGGAUGUUCUGGUGUGGCACCAAAGCAAACUGUUGGCAAGCUUCCAAUGCACGUUCAUCAUCGUGAUCAUUGAGGGCGUCCUGAACCCAUUGUGAUGAAAUCACAUCUCUGAGAAGUUCUUCCGUAGGCUGGUGAAGGUGCUCCUGAACUUCACUUCCUUGUGCUACUUGGUUGCUGAUUGGCUGAAAUCAGCUGGCAGUUAUGCAGAAGCGCCUGCGCCGAGAGUCCUCGGAGAUGCUCGAUGCAAUGGAAGAGGGCGCGGCGGAGGCUUCCGCCCCCCUUGUUGACAGCAGUGCGAGUAAAUUGCAAGCAGACGACACAUCAGACGUGCGCAACAUGGCGCUACUGAUUCUCCUCUAUGCAAUGCAGGGGGUGCCCCUCGGUUUGUCGUCUGGCUCUAUUCCCUUUAUCCUUAAGUCCAAAGCUAGCUACACCGAGAUAGGCAUCUUCACACUGGCUGCGUAUCCUUACAGUAUGAAACUGCUGUGGAGUCCAAUUGUUGACACUGUCUUCUUUCCAAGCGUGGGCCUGCGGAAGAGCUGGAUCCUCCCCCUGCAGAUCAUGUCAGGGCUCGUUAUGCUGUUCUGCUCGGGGCAGGCUGAGAUUUGGCUAGAGACCGCCAACAUCCGGGCAAUCACGGCCCUGUUCUUCGUGUGCGUGCUCCUGGCAGCCACUCAAGACAUCGCCGUAGAUGGCUGGGCGCUCACGUUACUGUCCCGCAAGAAUGUUGGACACGCAUCGACAUGCCAGACUGUGGGCAUAAAUACAGGCUACUUCCUGUCCUUCACAAUCUUCUUGGCCCUGAACGACCCGGACUUCUGCAACUCCUACCUUCGAUCGGCGCCCGCUGACAAAGGCGUUCUCUCCCUUGCGAAUUACUUCCGCUUCUGGGGCGCUUUCUACAUCCUCUUCACCGCCGCACUCGUCUUCAAACCCGAAACGCCCAACCCGCUCCCCCGCACGCAAUCCCUCAGCGCAGCCGGCCUCCCCUCCCCCUCCAAAAUGCGGAAACCGUCUCCGUCUCGCGCAAUUGCAAACGUGGUUGGGAUGUAUCGACGGCUCUGGGCCGUUGGCAGCCUAUCGAGCGUCCAGCAGUUGGCCGCGGUGCUGCUGUUGUGCAAACUAGGCGCGGUGACAUCGGAGGCGGUGGGCGUGUUCAAGCUGAUGGAGAAAGGCGUCACGCGGGAAACGAUAUCGCUCAUCGUCUUGAUCGAGUUUCCCCUCGAGCUCUUCUUCGCCGUCUUCGCCGGGCGUUGGGCAACCCGCGGACGCGCUUUUAGCCCCUGGCUUCUGGGCUACGCUCUGCGGCUCACGAUGGCGCUCCUCAGCACGUGCCUCGUCGCGCUGUUUCCAACGGGGGCCACUUUGCAGAGCAACCCGCUUGCGUAUUUCGCGGUCAUCUGUGCGGGUGUCGCGACGUCGUUCGCGUCAACGCUCAUGUUUGUGUCCCAAGGUACCUUCUUUGCACGCAUAAGCGAUUCGUCCAUGGGAGGUACCUACUUGACACUACUCAACACCAUUGCCAACCUGGGGUCUGCGUGGCCCCGCUUCUUCAUCUUCGUGUUGAUUGACUGGUUGACAGUCCAAAGCUGUCGGGGCGCAGAUCCAGCGCGAGCGGCUGAGCUUGGAGUGCCCCUGUCUUGUCCAUCGAAGCCGGAAAGUGGGAUUCAAAAUACUUGCGUCGAAGCAGGGGGCACGUGCGUAAAGUUUGUCGACGGGUUCUACCCGCUCUCGUUAGGGUUGAUAUCGGUGGGGGUUGUAGUCGGGUUAUACUUCCGGAAACGAUUACGAGACUUGGAAGAGGCAAAAGCGGACGUUUGGAGGGUAUCGUGAUUUUUCUCAAUGUUGGUCACAUCGUGUGUUCCUCAAAAGCGGUUGGGACUACAAUCUUAAGCUCGCAACUCAGUAUUGACCGGUUCUGGUCCUCAAGAUGCCCCUUCGAAUCUCCAAAACGUGUGAAACUGCAUCGUGGUCGCAAUCAUGUUACCUGGCAAUGAAGUGC